GAUAUGCAUUGAGACAAAGCCCGUUUCAGAUUUAUCUGAAGUUCCUUUGCACUGUGAGAACCUGAAGGUGCUUUGAUUGAACAACCUUGAUAAUUAGCAUAGACUGAGGUUGCUAACAGGUUGAAUCCCUCUGAGGGAGAAUUCAUGAUGCGAGGCUUGGCUAGGAGGGAAGUGAUUGCUCAGACGGAACUGAGGAUAGUGGUCAUUGGUAGCAGUGGCCCAUCUCAGUUCCUCCUCACUAACUACAUUCUUGGAAGAGAGGAGUUCACUAAGGAUGUGUGCAGCAUUGCUGGAUGCAGAAAGAAUGUGGGUGAACUUGCUGGGAGGCAGGUCGCUGUGGUUAAUGCACCAAACCUCUAUGACGAAGAACUGUCCAAGAGCAAGAUGAGAGAGGAGCUGAGAAGAACAAAGUGUUUAUCGUCUCCUGGUCCUCAUGCCAUCCUUAUUGCAUUUGACUUGGAGAAGAUCUCACCAAAUGACAUUCAGACUCCCAAACUGGUGAUGAAGUACUUUGGAGAAAGUGUCCUGAACUAUGCUAUGGUUCUCCUGGCAUACGAUGGACACCUUGGGGGCGCUGCAUUGAAUGAUCGGAUCAUGAAAACUGAUUGGCACCUGCGGGAGCUCAUUGAGCAGUGCAACUGCUGCUAUCACAUUUUUAGCAAGAACUGGAGGAACCGCAGUAAAGACAGGGAGCUUCUACAGAAGUUAGAGAGGAUGAUAGGAGCCAUGGGGGGCCGCUGUUACACCAGCUCGGCCUACCGCAAGGCAGAGGAGAGUGUGAGAAAAGAGGAGAAGAAGCUGAUGAAGAAGAGAGCUCCAGAGACAGAGAGGGCAUGGAGGGAGCUGGAGAAGCAGUACCAAGGGGAGGAACUACGUUGGCAGAUGGAUGCUUACAAUUCCAGUGUGGGAGCUGAGAUCAGGGCCAAAGCUGAGCUGGACAACAGCUGGCUCAGGACUUCGCUGGCCAUGGGGUUUGUGCUGGGGUUUGCAGCAGGGGCUACUAUGGGAAUGGUUGUGGGGUCAGUGGAGGGACUGGCUGGCAUGGCAGUUGGCGGAACUGUUGGAGGUGCUGUGGGUGGGGCAGCAGGGAGUGCUGUCCAAUCAGCCAUUGAGCAUCUGGAUGAAAGAGUGGGACCCCAUGCCAACAACUUCAACUCAGCUUUUAUGAACAGGUUCUUCCGAACACCACGGGUCUGAGUUAGUGAGAGAGUACUGUGUUCUUCAUAUUGAAGUAGAGUCAAAGGUUCAUGUCACUGUGUCAGAAAUCCUACUGUCAUGCAUGUAUUCAUGAACGCUGGUGGAUAUUUGAUUAUUCAGUUAUGACAUUUAUGUUAUCGUAUUCAGAGCAAUUUACAAUUUAAUCAUAUUACGGAUAUAAUGUAGCAUUAGGAGUAUCGCCCAAGGACUCUUGCUGGUGUAAUGUGGUAGAUUUGCCCAGGUUUGAGAAUAAACUCCAGUCUGCGUUGAUCGCAGCAGUGUUAUCCACUAGGCUAUACCAACCGCUAUAUAAGUGUUCUAUUCAUUCAAUCCAUAAAUAAAAGUACACUGAAGUAA
This is a messenger RNA of Pygocentrus nattereri (red-bellied piranha), 1554 nucleotides long. RefSeq names its product GTPase IMAP family member 9. Gene Ontology annotation, molecular function: GTP binding. The record is from RefSeq and is a predicted model, not a curated record. Lineage: Eukaryota; Metazoa; Chordata; Actinopteri; Characiformes; Serrasalmidae. The transcript has 2 exons. The coding region runs from base 145 to 1197 and encodes 350 amino acids.